Messenger RNA from Pelobates cultripes (western spadefoot toad), 402 nucleotides. The record is from the annotation of a GenBank genome assembly. NCBI's taxonomy places the organism in Eukaryota, Metazoa, Chordata, Amphibia, Anura, Pelobatidae.
AUGGACUCUCCGAACACACUAGCUGAAGCAAAUCCGACUUGCGGCCUAGCAGUUGAUGCGGGGCAGAUGAAGUGGCCCGUCAUCCAGUCCCGAAGUCCUGCAGAUGCAGACCUCCCCCCCUUUGGACCAUACACGCAGACCCUGAUGGAUAGACGCGGGCGGGAGAACGCAACAACAUCCCACACGCCUAAGAUGGCAGCAAUCCUCAUCACGAUGCCUCAUACAAACAACGCUGCCUCACAUAUCAGAGCAGCAAGUGGCGUACAGCCAAAGAGGCCGGAGGCAACCAACUCACAGCGGCAACUAGAGUGCCCCAUGACAUGUGGCGGCGAAAAGCCUCACUCACUCUCCCAAAUGCCAAGCGCCGGCACACAGAAAGGAGCGGCGGCUGUACGACACUGA